This is a messenger RNA of Lodderomyces parapsilosis, 1761 nucleotides long. It is a transcript of the gene STP2, whose product is annotated as Stp2p. Gene Ontology annotation, biological process: regulation of transcription by RNA polymerase II. NCBI's taxonomy places the organism in Eukaryota, Fungi, Ascomycota, Pichiomycetes, Serinales, Debaryomycetaceae. The record is from RefSeq and is a predicted model, not a curated record. The transcript has a single exon. Gene Ontology annotation, molecular function: DNA-binding transcription factor activity, RNA polymerase II-specific; RNA polymerase II cis-regulatory region sequence-specific DNA binding. The coding region runs from base 1 to 1761 and encodes 586 amino acids. Gene Ontology annotation, cellular component: nucleus.
AUGGAUAGGGGAAAGCAGUUGCGAAACACCACUAUUGGCACAUCAACUGCAAGUUUUUUUAAUGUUGCUAUAUUGGCAUUUAUAGUGACCACUUUCAAAUACAUUGUUGAGACCAUUUACGAGUUUGUAUUGCAGAAGUCUACGCUAGUUGUUAUUCAAUAUGGCCACCCCAGUGAUCAAUCUACAAGAGAUGUGAAGGGUUUAUCACACAUUGAUGAGGAGGAAAAAGUCGAGGACUCCAAUGUUAGUUUGUUUCCUUUAAUGACUUCUAACAAUGAUGUCAACCAUACUAAAGAGGAGCAAUCGGACGAGUGUUUAGUACCAACAAGUUGCUCCAUGGGGCUUACCACUAGAUUGUUACCUGUCAAGAAUGCAAAUGGAGAAUUGGAGUGGGUAUUCACUGACGACGACUCCAUGUUGAAUAAAGGCACAGAAUUGGACGUAUUCAAGAUUCCACAACCACAGAAUCACAAAUUAGGGGAUAAUAGCAAUAAUGAGCUUUCCCCAACAAUGUCAAACUCAUCUAAUGAGACAACAUUGUCUGCAAAAUUAGAAUUGAAUAAUUCACAAAGCAAAGAACAUUCAGUUUCACCGAAUGGAUCAUCUCAUUCAUCAUCCUCACCAUAUAUGGAAGAUGAUGGUGAAGAACAUGAACAUGAUUAUGAGCGUGAAGUUGAUGGCGAGAAGACGUUUCAAUGCCCACACUGCGACGCUAAUUUCAAAAUCAGAGGUUACCUCACCAGACAUUUGAAAAAACACUCAUCUAGUAAGGCUUAUUCUUGUCCUUUCCACACCCAAAGCAUAUAUAAAGAUAAAAACAACAUCACUCAUAAAUGUCACCCAACUGGAGGGUUUUCAAGAAGAGAUACUUACAAAACACAUUUAAAGUCGAGACAUUUUGAUUAUCCAAAGGGUAUCAAGUCCAAAAAUAGAGGGAAUAGCGAAGGGCAUUGUUCAAUGUGUGGAGAAUAUUUCAAAAGUGCUGAAAUGUGGUGUGAAAUACACGUUGAAGGUGGAGAAUGUAAAUUUUUACCACACGAUUACAAAGGCAAAUCAAGAAUUAAAAACAGAUUGAAGAAAAAAUUGCAAAAGAAUGAAGAAAUAACCGAUCCUGAAUUAUUACCCUUUGCCUCAAAAGUUCUUGAAGAGGUCAAGGAGCAAAGAAUGCAAAAGAGAUUAGCCAAGAAGGAAAAGAAAAAGAAGAGUUUAAAAAGACAAGUUCAACAACAACACCAACUUCGUUACGAUGUUGCUGUAAACUCCAAUUAUCACCACUCUUUGAAUGGCCCUAUAACGAUGUCGCCACCACCACCACAACAACAUAUGGAUACACCUUCUUCAAUGGCAUCGUCAUCACAAUAUGAAUCUUCUUCGGUACAUUCACCAUAUACACCACAGACGUCAAAAUCACCAUUGAGUUUAAUGACGAAUAGUUUUGUCAAACAAGACCAAUCUCAAAUUCACCACGACCAACAUCAGUAUCAACCUCAACCGCAAUAUACUCCAGCGCCAUAUCAAUUUGACCAAAUUGCCACUGCUCAUACUGCUUUGAAGCCAAGUAUACAGGAGGAUUACGAUGAUGAAUAUUGUCUUGAUGUUGAUCAAUUGAGUCCACAGUCGACGCGACAAUUUAAUGAGUUGGCACAAAUGAUCAAGUUGCAGCAACAGGAACAGCAAAUGCAGGAGCAAGCAUUUUUUCAACAGCACCAGCAACAACAACUUCAAGUAGUACAAGGUGUUACAAGUCAGUACAUGGGUUGA